GCCGACUCCAGCCCUCUGAUUGGCUGUGGAGGAUAGAGCGGCUCUGUGAUUGGUCGGGAGAGUCCAGCGUGGUGCAAGGAGCAGAGUGUGACCGGGAGGAGCCUCUACCUAGGAGUCCAUGGAGUCGGGCAGUAUAGAGAACCUGCACCUGCUGUACCAGGGCCCGGACUUCCUGGUGGUGAACAAGCACUGGGACAUCCGUAUAGACAGUAAGAUGUGGUACGAGAAGCUGACCGUACAGAGACAGCUCAAGCACCGCUUCCCCGAGCUCGCCGAUCCGGAUACCUACUAUGGGUUCAGAUUCUGCCACCAACUUGACUUUUCAACUAGCGGGGCCCUAUGUGUGGCCCUCAACAAAGAAGCCGCAGGGCGGGCAUACAAAUGUUUCAAAGAACGCACCGUCACCAAGGCGUACCUGGCGCUGGUCAGGGGCAUCGUGGCCGAGAGCUGCAGGACAAUCACACUGGCCAUAGGCAAGAACACGCAGGACGGACGCACACACAUGAUGUGCGUAGAGGGGACGGAGGGCUGUGAGAAUCCGAAGCCGUGUCAGACCGACCUCCUUGUUCUGCAGUAUGGAUUAUACAAAGGCGAUCCGGUCACAAAAGUCUUAUUACAGCCCCUAACAGGCCGUACCCACCAGCUCAGAGUCCACUGCAGCGCUUUGGGAUACCCCAUUGUUGGGGAUUUUACCUAUAGCUUGAAGACAGACACAGACCCCUAUAGAAUGAUGCUUCACGCCUACUACCUGCGCAUCCCCACUGACCGAGAGCUCAUUGAAGUCACAGCGCCCGACCCUUUCCAGCCGGACCUGGACCCCGGUUGGGUGCCCACAGAUACCAUCCGCUGCCUGGACGAUGCCAUGAUGGAAAUCAUCAGCAAGGGGGUAGAGUCAGUCAACAAAAAGGAGGAGGUGGUGCAGAAACCACCACAGAGCAAGAAAGAGACAGAGCAGGAGCGCGCUGUGUGUGAGCAGUGGUUGUCGGAGUGGGCUGGGGAGUAAUGUCCUCUAUAAUGCUUUACUGUAAGGUAUACAGAAUAGCGCCCUGUGGACCAUCACUUUGCCUGGGUAGCAUUUUAGCAAUAGUUCCCGGUUCUGCCUAUCACCGCUCAUAGGACCACAAUGCACUGCUUCUUAUUAGCCACAGCAGUUCACCAGCAAAGAUUGCAUUACGACUGCUUGUGUAUUUUAAUGCACCUAUUACUGUGCGGGGGAAAAAAAAGUUGUCAGCGGAGACAACUAAGUUUUUAGCAUUCACACAAUGCUGUGAUUUACAGGAGGACUAAAGGACUGUAUGGUGGAGAAUGAGAAACUUAUCGCACCAAUGUAUAUAAGCCUGUAGAACAGAGCUAAUUUCUUCCAAAAACAGCGCCACACCUGUCCUUAGGUUGUGUGUGGUAUUACCACUUGGCUCCAUUCACUUCAAUUGAACCGAGCUGUAAUACCACACACUACCUGAGGACAGGGGUGGCGCUGUUUAAGUCCUCAAGUCCACUGUUAUGAAGUUGGAUGUGUUGGGGAACUUUCAUGGUUGUUGUCAGGGGGUCACCCAACUUUCCUAAAUGAUCUGCUUGAUACACCCCUACACAUUCGAUACACAUUCGGGAAGCUACAGACGUGGACAAAAUUGUUGGUCCCUUCUGUUUGAGACAGAAAAACCCACAAUGAUCCCUGAAACUGAAUAAAAGUUAAAUGAAAAAUUAACUGAUAAGUGUCUGAUCGGGGGAUGGGGGUGUCCAAUCUAUGGAAACCGCUAUCACCCUCGGAAUCGCAAGACAGGGCCCCAGAAUUUCAUGUUUGUUUUUUUUUUUUUUAAUAUAAGAGCUUGUGUAUCUCUGGCACUCUCAUAGACAACGCAUGGCGCGCAUGCUGACAUGGAAAAAUGGCGGAAAAAUUUUAAGCCACGUUCUCAAAUUUUUUUGGGAUUCCCAGCAGUCGGACUCCCUGCGAUCAGACAUUUAUCCCCAAAGUUAUUUAACGCUGAAGUAUCCCUUUUAAUGAUCCCCAUUUCGUAGCACCUCGAUUACCAAUUUUGAGCCUGUAGGAUAUUGUCCACUCUGUAGAGAUGCUGCGUUAUGGGCGGAGCUUGAGAGAAAACCGCCAAAGCCAUACUUAGCUUUUUGUACCGUGCAGGCUCAUAGCUUGUGAUGCUUUUUCGAAAUGUGGGUAUGGAGAUAUAUAUAUAUAUAUAUAUAUAUAGAUAGAUAGAUAGAUAGAUAGAUAGAUAGAUAGUUAGAUAUGAGAGAGUAGCUGUAUUAGUCCAUUGAUGCAGAUGCAAAAUCAAAUAUAAAUAAAUAUAUAUACGGUAUGCAAUUUUUUUUUAUACAUUUUUUUUAAUUUUUUUUUUAAAUAGAGAACAGCUUUGGACAGCGCUGCCCUGCAAUUAUUUUUGUAUAUAUCAGGCCGGAUCAUAAUGUUGAAUUUUAUACGUUUAGAAUUCAAUCUGAUGCCUGUGGCUUCUUUAUAGGUACAUAUGCCCUGUUGUCACCUAGCUUUACCGGACUGUCUAAUGCAGUCAUCUCCAAACUGUGGACCUCGAGCUGUUGCGAAACUACAACUCCCAGCACGCCCGGACAGCCGUUGGCUGUCCGGGCAUGCUGGGAGUUGUAGUUUUGCAACAUCUGGAGGUCCACAGUUUGGAUACCACUGGUCUGAUGGUACAUUCCCCAUGACUCUAGUCAGGCCUGUAAUCACGCUAGCUGACAGCCCUUGUGAUGGCAGCCAUAUUGGUUGUCACCCAGUUUCCUGAGAGACAGAUAUCAAAACCUGUGCGAAGGAUAGGUUGCCCAUAGCAACCAAUCAGAUCGCGGCUUUCGUUUUCAAAAAGGCCUCUAGAAAGUGAAAGAAGCGAUCUGAUUGGUUGCUAUGGGCAACUGGUCGACUUUUUCUCUGCACAGGUUUUGAUACAUUUCUCCAUUUAUACUUACAGCUGUCCAGGCAUGCUGGGAGUUGUAGUUUUUUUUGCAACUGCUGAAGGCACCCUGGUUAGGAAACACUGCCCCUAUGCAUUAUAACGUAUGAGGACAUCCCUAAACCUAAACAGAUAGAAAGUGACCCCAUAAUACAUGGACCUAAAAAAAUUUAUCGCCUCAUACAAGCUGCUAAUUUAAUGGAAAAAUUAUUAUAUUUAUAUUGUAUGUUUAGGUUUCAGGAUUGGAGACUUUUUCUAACUGUAGAUAGAGACUGGUAAUCCAAAAUGGCUGCCUAAUCCGCCACUAGGUUUAGUUAGUUCUGUAUAUAUACUUAUAUCAUCACACUGUAGGCUAUGUCCAGUUUUACGUAUUGCUCCAAUGCAUGUAAAAUUUGAAAAAAAAGCAACUGUGCAAAAAUAACCCAAAAAGCUAACUUUUUGUAUGCAGCACCUAAGCAGACCUAUGCGUCUCCAUGGUUACAAACAAACUGGUCAAUCUUAGCCUGCAGCCAUGUUUUUUCUUCUUACUACCAUUCUGUAGGUUAUCAAGAAGUAGGGAACAGAUAGCAGAGAAUAUGACUGCAGGAUCAGACUACAUAGGAUUUGUUUGUAGUCUGUUACCAUGGAGACAGCUGGUAUAAAUAGCAGCUGUAUAUUGUUAGUAAAUGAUUUUAAAAUGAUGUAUUAUCUAAAUAAUGUUUUUAUCUUAAUAUUGUUAAAAUCAUUUUUUUUUCCACUUUAUUAUGUACAUGAGUGUUUCCCGACCAGUGUUUCUCCAGCUGUGGAAAAACUUAAACUCCCAGCAUGCCUGUACAGAUCACUUCCCAUCGGUCUCCUCCUUAUCAUUACAUACAAGAGUACAGUACAGUGACAGGGGGCAAAAGUGUAUAGAUGAGACAGAAUCUUACAAAUAGCUGUUGCUCACAGACCAGUCUCCCCCUCCAUGUGAAAUGAACUUAGUAAAGGUCACGGAGCAUACCCAGUAACCAUUUCCAUUCAUGCUAAUGAGACUGCUCAUUUCUUUGUCCAUGGGUCUUGCUGUAAAAUAUAUCUCUAAACUCUGCUAAAAACAGCUCGGGCAAGAUGGUUCCCCCAUAAUAAUGUACAAACAUUGGGACAUUUAUGCCCCACCUCUAGGAAUAUACUGAGAAACUUCCAUGUAAUGCCCACUUUUGGAUAGAGUUUGUACCUUUUGUGGUCUGGUUUGCAAAAUUGUCCUACCAAAAUGAAGGAUGUUGAAGUAUGUAAUAUAUAUGAGACUGGCCCAUGACAUCCUCAUUUUGUAGGCACCCAGCACCCUAGUUUGAAGGACAAAUCUAUGCAAAGCACAUAAAUUAUUGUAGCAUAUGGCAACAAUGGAGGGGGGUGAGAUCGGGGCUCAAGUCCUGCAGGAACAUGUGGGAACUGAGUUCCUGCACUUUUUUCAUUCAGGAACAAUGUUCCCAUUAGCAGGAGUCCUGCAGGACCAGCCCUUGAAUGGAAGAGUUCCCACACUUUUUUUCCUGGGACUUGACCCCUGGGUGAGAUACUGUAGUAUUAGUUCUACACAGACAGUAGUAUGUGUAGAGCAGGAUCUGAGUGGGUGGAGCAUGACAGAGGGAUUAACAGAACACCAAAGUAGAAUUCUUGUCAUGCUCCGCCCCUGCAGAACCUGCACUGAGCAAAACCCCUUAUUGAGAAGUCUGCCUAAAACCAAAACUGUAGUUUUGUCCAUAGUAACCAAUCACAGCUCGCCUUUUAUGUAAGCUGAGCUCGGUUUGGUUGCUAUGGAGGUACCAAGACAGUUUUGGUUUUAGGCAGACUGAUAAAUCUGGGACCAUAACUUAUGCUCAGUUCAGGGUCCGCGGAGCAUCACUGCCACAUACCGUGCUAGGGCAAAGCCUUCAAUUCUUCUGGGUAGCCGAACUGAGGAGGAGAAGAUUCAGGGACACAGAAAGGAGAGAGAUGUAUAUUUUUUAUAAACCAUAAAGAAUAUUACUAUUUAUUAACAAUUUUUUUUAUAUUUAUUUAAUCUGCCGUGAUUUUUAUUUUAUGUUGUUGCUAAUUUGUUGUUUUUACUUGUAUUAUUUUAGAUAAUUUGCUUUGUUUUUAUGUUUUGUAAGAUAUCAAAUGUGUAAAAAAGAAAACAAGGGAAUGUGAAUAAAUACUGUGCAAUAACCAGACCCUUGUUAUAAUCUUUUUUUCUUUUUUUCAUUUUCUUAAAGGGGUAUUUCAAUGGUGUUUGAGCAUUUAAUAAGGAGGUUCAGAUUUGUGUGCCCUCCAUUUAUCUCUGGUCAGUUUAUGUGUGUAUAUAUCUUUAGUAUCACUGCAUU
Molecule: messenger RNA, 5224 nt
Organism: Hyla sarda
Lineage: Eukaryota; Metazoa; Chordata; Amphibia; Anura; Hylidae
Gene: RPUSD1
Product: RNA pseudouridine synthase domain containing 1
Exons: 6
Coding region: 119-1003 (294 amino acids)
Biological process (GO): pseudouridine synthesis
Molecular function (GO): RNA binding; pseudouridine synthase activity
Source: RefSeq, a predicted model, not a curated record